Molecule: messenger RNA, 1007 nt
Organism: Cryptococcus deneoformans JEC21
Lineage: Eukaryota; Fungi; Basidiomycota; Tremellomycetes; Tremellales; Cryptococcaceae
Product: aerobic respiration-related protein, putative
Exons: 6
Coding region: 91-894 (267 amino acids)
Biological process (GO): cytosolic ribosome assembly
Cellular component (GO): mitochondrial matrix
Source: RefSeq, a predicted model, not a curated record
GACACGACAGAACUGUUAUUAUAUGCGGAGCAAAGCGUAACAAAACAGUUUCACUGAACCACUAUCUACCUCAAUCACAUAUUCCCAAGCAUGUCUCUGCCUCUUCGUGCCGCUCGACCUCUUCUUCGAGCUUCGACUCUCACAGCAGCGCGUCGUAUUUCCGUCGCUUCUGCCAUUCGACCGCUUUCCCGUGCGGACUGUGGAGAAUGUGGAUGUGUUAGUAGCCGAGCUUUCAGCACCACUCCCCUUCGACGUGGUAGCGGCGAAACCGACGGUACUCUGAUUUCUGCCCUUGCUGCUGAGCACAAAUAUGAGUUGGAAUCGGCUGCCGCCCAACCUGAAGUCCCUGCUUUCAUUGAAAGCUUCAAGGCUCAAGGCGUCUGGAAUAUUGAAGACACUGCGGGCUCUGAUGACAUUGUCUUGACUCGAAAGUUCGGUAAUGAAACUAUUAAGCUCACUUUUCAGGUAUCUGACCUCGAUGCUACUGCAUUUGACCCAGAGUACCCCGCUGCCGAAGAAGACUCUGAAGGCCCUGCGUCUGGCCCUGCAUCUAUCACUUGUUCUUUGGUUAUCACCAAGUCUGCUGCUCCGGGGGCCUUGAUGGUCGACCUCGAAACUUGUGACGAGGGUUUUGAAAUCACAAAUGUCGCCGUUUAUGACAAGGCCUUGGCGGAUGCGAAGGGCGCCGAAGGUGACUGGGAAAGAAGAUCCAGGUAUAUGGGUCCUCAAUUCGACCACCUCGACGAGACUGUUCAAGAGGCAUUCGGCUCUUAUCUCGCUGAGCGCGGCGUGGACGAGUCCCUUGCCGAUUUUGUCCUCUCUUACUGCGAGCACAAAGAGCAAAAGGACUACGUCUCAUGGAUCGACCAGGUUCGAGGUUUUGUUGAACAGUAAUUAGCGGUUAAGAACGGAUGAAUGGAUCGGGUAGCAGUAAUCUUCGGAUGACUACACGGAAUUACAUGCACUGCUCUGCAAUAUGAAUUAUAUGGUAAAGUCUUCUCCAAUGA